AUGGACGCGUUUCAAGCCGUCUCGGGCUACGUCAGCAAGAUGGUAUCGACUGGAGAUGGUGCUACCGCCUCUAACGCUGCUAAGAUGAAGAUACUGCUGCUGGACAGCGAUACUGUGGGUCGCGCAACCAUGUAUGAUAGCCUGCCGCUAAUGCUCGGUCCAGNNGUCUCGGUCGUGUCAUCAGCAACAACGCAGUCCGCUCUCCUGAACCACCAAGUCUACCUGACCGAUCGCUUGGACAACCACAACAGGGAAAAGAUGCGCCACCUCCGUUGCCUCUGUUUCGUACGUCCCUCGCCCGACAGCAUUCAAUUCCUCAUAGACGAAUUUCGAGACCCCAAAUACGGCGAAUAUCACAUCUNNGUACACUUUAGCAACAUAGUCAAGAAAUCCUCCCUUGAACGCCUUGCAGAAGCCGAUGACCACGAGGUCGUCAAAGCCGUCCACGAAUGUUUCGCCGAUUACUUGGUCGUCAAUCCUGACCUUACCUCGCUCGCCCUCGAACACCGCCUCUGGAGCUCAAACCCCGACAUGUGGAACCAGGACCCCCUCUCGAGGACCACCGAGGGUGUCAUCGCUCUGCUCUUGUCUCUGAAGAAACGACCUAUGAUCCGUUUCCAGAAGAACAGUCUACUCGCANAAAAGUUAGCCACAGAGGUCCGAUACCAGAUGACUCAGGAGGAACAACUCUUCGACUUCCGAAAGACCGACACUGCCCCCAUACUGCUCAUUGUCGACCGAAGAGAUGACCCUGUGACCCCAUUGCUAACCCAGUGGACCUACCAAGCCAUGGUACAUGAACUCUUGGGCAUAAAGAAUGGCAGAGUCAAUCUCAGCCACGUGCCAGACGUUCGUCCAGAGUUCAAGGUGCGAUAUACGCCCUUCUAUACCACUCUCUCGAGUUUACUAACCCCGUCUAGGNAAAUCUUCAUCAGCCAAGAUCAGGAUCCAUUCUUCAAAAAGAACAUGUAUCUCAAUUUCGGAGAUCUCGGUCAGAAUGCCAAAGAUUAUGUCGAGCAAUUUGCUUCAAAGCAACAGUCGAGCCACAAGCUUGAGUCUAUCGAGGACAUGAAGCGUUUUGUAGAAGACUACCCAGAGUUCCGACGCCUUUCAGGAAAUGUUACCAAGCACGUCACUUUAGUCACCGAACUGAGUCGCAGAGUUGGAGAGGAGAACUUGCUGGAUAUCAGCGAGCUGGAACAAAGCCUUGCUUGCAACGAGAACCACUCCAAUGACUUGAAGACCCUGCAGCGUCUCAUACAGGACCCAAAAACACCUCCAGACAACAAGCUUCGCUUAGUGGCCAUCUACUCUCUUCGCUAUGCUUCUCACCCUUCAAAUUCAACACCAGCACUCAUGGACCUCCUAGCGGUAGCCGGUGGUCUCUCCCGCCAUCGGAUCAACCUGAUACCCAAACUUCUUACCUAUGCGCAUUCUUUGCAGUCAUUGCCGCAGACUGGUGCUAUUCCGGAUCUCUUCCAACCAUCCUCGAUAUUCCAGGGCGCUCGAGAGCGCUUCAACAGAGGUCUUGGUGGUGUGGAGAACGUAUAUACGCAGCACUCGCCACGGUUAGAGACAACGAUACAGGACUUGAUCAAGGGCCGUCUGCGAGACAAUCAAUAUCCUUUUGUUGAAGGUGGAGGCACCACACGAGACAAGCCGCAAGAUAUCAUUGUGUUUAUGAUUGGCGGUGCAACCUACGAGGAGGCAAAGAUGGUUGCGCAGGUCAAUGCUAGUAGCCCUGGUGUUAGAGUGGUGUUGGGAGGCACAUCAAUUCACAACAGCACUAGCUUCCUGGACGAGGUUGAAGAAGCCGUCGACAGUUGGCCAGAAGCACCACCAACCAGCGCAGCAGGCAGAUUGAGAAAGGAGGUCGGUAGAGGAUGA
Aureobasidium uvarum is the source of this 1887-nucleotide messenger RNA. NCBI's taxonomy places the organism in Eukaryota, Fungi, Ascomycota, Dothideomycetes, Dothideales, Saccotheciaceae. The record is from the annotation of a GenBank genome assembly.